Molecule: messenger RNA, 5270 nt
Organism: Myxocyprinus asiaticus (Chinese sucker)
Lineage: Eukaryota; Metazoa; Chordata; Actinopteri; Cypriniformes; Catostomidae
Product: suppressor of cytokine signaling 5-like
Exons: 3
Coding region: 236-1795 (519 amino acids)
Biological process (GO): phosphatidylinositol phosphate biosynthetic process; intracellular signal transduction
Cellular component (GO): phosphatidylinositol 3-kinase complex
Molecular function (GO): 1-phosphatidylinositol-3-kinase regulator activity
Source: RefSeq, a predicted model, not a curated record
AAAUGAUGUCACCGCUACGAAGUGAUGCGGUGAUCAGAAGCAGCGCGCGCUGGACGCUUUUAUCAACAAACUGAUUGAUGACAUGGUCUGGAUGGACAUAAAAUCUGCUGAAAGUUAAUUUAUCAAAUUAAUCUUCAGUGAAGUAGAAAUAUCUGUUCUGUCUGCUGACCUCCAUUGGUUUUUUGUCUGUUGAACGCACACACGACACUGCCAACCAAUCAGAACGAUUCUCACCAUGUCUCUGCCUGAGGGCGCGGGGGAUCGUGGGAAAGAGAGAGAGCGCGGCGCCCGUCCUAAAGUCCGUCAGAGCCGCUCUGAGGAGCGAAUAGAUGGAGGGAGGAGGAAGGGAGGGAGGAGCAAGAAAAAAAGCCACCCGUCACAUGACCUGGGCUCCGAGCGGCCCGUGAGCGACGGGUUUGAGUAUGGCGAUUUACUGAACGGUCUGCACGAACCCAGCAAGGGCGUCUCGUCCUCUCCAGUAAGGGAUCACCGGAGACGCCACGUAAUUGGGUCACCUGGAUCUCUGUUAUUUGAGAGAGUUUCUGCCAAACUGUCGCUCGGUUCCACCGCCACUGAUGUCGACUCUGACACGGACAGCAAGUCUUCCGGAAGCAACCGAACGCUUCGCCAGAAGAUCCAGGAUGCAGUGGGACAGUGUUUCCCCAUCAAGAGUCAGAGUCAGGGUUUGUCCCACUCCCCAUCGCCAGCUUCCACAAGCUCCUCGAGGCAGAAGAUCCAUCUGAGCGAGCUCAUGCUAGACAGCUGUCCGUUCCCGGACGGUUCUGAUCUGGCCCAGAAGUGGUACCUCAUCAAGCAACACACGGCGCCCAUUUCUCAAGCGCCCGUCCUGGAUUCCUUGAGUGGAGCGACGGCUUCUGCGGCGGUCACUGUUGGUACACCUGUCGAAGAUGAGGAAGACCGCUUACGGGAGAGACGAAGAAUUAGCAUCGAGCAGGGUGUAGAGCCGCCACCCAAUGCCCAGAUCCACACCUUUGAAGUGACCGCUCAAAUCAACCCUCUGUAUAAACUCGGACCCAAACUUAGUCACGGGAUGAACGAGUUAGCCAGAGACGAGCACGCAAUGCAGCAUCAGCUUCUCCUGCAGAGCUGCUUGGACACUUUGGAUGAGGUUGCAGCAUCAACCGCGGCCACAACGUCGGCUGAUUUGGACUUGGGCGCCAGUGCUGCGUCUCCAUCAUCCCGUUCUCUAACAGGUGCGACUCUAGUUCAAGCGGACAGUCCCACACCUCAAGACGCUGAGCAUCGCAUACAUACGCAAAUUGAUUACAUCCACUGCCUAGUGCCCGACCUGCUCCAAAUCAACAACCUGAUCUGUUACUGGGGCGUCAUGGAUCGGUACCAAGCAGAGACGCUACUUGAGGGUAAACCUGAAGGCACGUUCCUACUGCGCGACUCUGCUCAGGAAGACUACCUCUUCUCCGUGAGCUUCCGUCGGUACGGUCGCUCGCUCCACGCUCGCAUCGAACAGUGGAAUCACAACUUCAGCUUCGACGUGCACGACCCGAGCGUGUUCCACGCACCCACCGUCACCGGGCUUCUCGAGCACUACAAGGAUCCAAACUCCUGCAUGUUCUUCGAGCCGUUGCUGUCCAACCCGAUCCACCGGACACAUCCGUUCAGUCUGCAGAACAUCUGUCGUGCCGUCAUCAGCAGCUGCACCACGUACGACGGCAUCAACGCUCUGCCGCUCCCCAACGUGUUAAAGGAGCACCUGAAAGAAUACCACUACAAGCAGCGUGUGCGCAUACGCAGACUCGACACAUGGUGGGAGUGAGAGAGAUAUGCGGACUGUGUUCGGAAUGGAAUACUAGCUUACUAACCUAAUACUGCGCAGUAUACUGCAUACUACCUACUGUUUUGUUUUUUUUUGUAAGUAAGUGAAACAGAGUAGCAAGUACAUUAUUGUCACAUGACCUCAUGUUUAAUUCAACGAGUGGCUUUCAGUUAUCGCCUUAGAAAUAAAUAUGUUUACUUUGCAUUUUUAAUUCAGGCAUACUAAUGCCUUAAAGCUGAAGUGUGUAAUUUCUGCGCCACCAAAGAGAAUUCAUCCUCCGUCUGCCAUUGGUUGAACAAAUAGAUAGUCCCGCCCACAACUCACGUGAUUGUUUGAGUCGUUGUUGUUGUGUCGGACUGGACGGGUCGCUCAAAACAAACAGACGAAUGUUUGAAAGUGCCACAGAGACACACUGUUUACAGUUUUUAUUAUAGUUGUCUCUACAUAUUAAAUCUAGAUAUGAGAAAGUAUUUUAACACUGAAGAAGUUACAAACUUCAGCUUUAACAUUUGGCAGUUUGAUCAAACAACGAAUCAAAAUAGAGAUGUUACAAACCGUGUGUUAUUACUUUUGGUUCAUUCGUCACACUGGAAAUUAAAUAAUCAAGAGAUGAUUCUCACGAAACCUGUCAAGUAAAUGCCUUGGUCCAAUUUUACUCCAAAAUCAAAAUUAUAUUUUGCAUAUAAAAAUCAAGAACCGCUAAGUUUGUUUACAUUUUCAUAACAGUAAUGUGCAUUUUACCCCCAAAUUCUCAUUACUCCAAUGUAAAAAAAAAGGUCAUUAUGAUAUUCAUGCUCCAAAAAAUGUAAAUUAUAACGUUUUUAUACACCUUAAUAGUACACGUGGUACUACCUUUCAUUUUCGCUGAUAUUAAUACAAAAUAUUGUACAACAGCAUUGUUUUUACUGUAAUAGAGUAUAAAAAUGACUGUUAUGGUAACGAGAGUCAUUAGAAGCCGAAUACCUUAUUAGGAAAGACUAGAAUAAUGACUACGAAACGAGUAACGAACUCUACUGAAUAAUAGAAAAAAUAUUUGUUAGACUGAUUAUCCAACAACGAGCACAGGGAUAGAGCGAUAUUUUUUUAAUAAGACCAUAUCUAAUAGUCUUAUUAAACUGCAAAAGGCUCUGAUUAAAUUAAAAGCGCUUUAGAGUGAACUGUUCUGCCUGCAAAAAAUAAAUAAAUAAUAAUUUUAAUAUAAGAAGAAAUCAUUUGAUCAUAUUUGCUAUAUGGAAACUAUAAAUAUAAAUGAAAAAUGGGCUUUUCGGUGUGCUGAGUGACUCCAGUCAGGUCUCCUAAGCAACCAAAUUGGCCCGGUUGCUAGGGAGGGUAGAGUCACAUGGGGUAACCUCCUCGUGGUCGCUAUAAUGUGGUUCUCGCUCUCGGUGGGGCGCGUGGUGAGUUGUGCAUGGAUGCCGCGGAGAAUUGCGUGAAGCCACCACAUGCGCUAUGUCUCCGUGGCAAUGCGCUCAACAAGCCACAUGAUAAGAUGCGCGGAUUGACGGUCUCAGACGCGGAGGCAACUGAGAUUCAUCCUCCACCACCCGGAUUGAGGCGAGUCACUACGCCACCACGAGGACUUAGAGCGCAUUGGGAAUUGGGCAUUCCAAACUGGGGAGAAAAAAAAAGGGCUUUUCAUUUAGUUUCGACGCAUGUCCGGUUUAAGCCCCGCCCACAUCUGGUUAUAAUCUGAUACAGAUAAUUUUGCCAUGGCAACAGAUGCUGAUACAGAUAAAGACUUCGCUGCUCACCUCUAAGAAUCAUCAUUUAAACACCGGGGUAAGUAAAACAUCUAGUAAUGAGAAUUGGGGGGUAAAAUGUGCUCGAGUAUCCUGAAAAUGUCACAAUGCAAAAAAUCUAAAUGGUAAUAAUAAUUGUACUAAUAAUACGUUUUAUUUAUAUAGCGUCUUUCCAAAAGCAGUGUAUAUUCAGUCAUACCAACAAAUUACAAUGGUCAACACAAAAACAAAACUGUCCUGAAAGACUUUAUUUGCUUUAUGCAAAAUAUAAUCUCACAUUUUUUUGUAUUGAUUUGUUGUUACAUACGACCUGGACGUUUUCUCGACAGGUUUCGUGGGAAUCAUUGUUGCGGGUACACUUUGCUUUAUACAGCAGAAAUAGUAAGAGUGGUCUGCUAGUAUGUUAUUCCGAACACAGCCAUGAAGUACAUCUGCGGCGGCGGGAACAUGACCAGAAGUGCCACAGCUCUGCGUUCACUGAUCACCUGAUUUUAUACCUGCUGUUUUAACUCGAGAGACCUUUGAUAAUAGUGUGUGAGUGCCUUUCUAGUGCUACCAGCCCUGAUGCUGAAAAUACUGUUGUUUAGCUCGCUGUCAUGAUGCUGGCGAUGGGUUCACUGCAUCAGAACAGGAUUAAUUAAGAGUUCAUUAUUGCUUCUUUUGAAAUGUUACUCUUCUCUUUUUUUAUUGAUCAAAAAUGUGUCCCCUUUGAGAGUGACUGGACCACGUCUGGUUUCUUCUGUGGUAAGUGAACCUCCUCUGGUGCAUUGUGUGGGGUAUUUGAAUAUAAUGUCAGUUUUAUGAAGGCAUAUGGAGUGACCUUCUCGCUUGAUCUUCUCAUAACAUCUGUGCUGUUGAUUUACUCUUUCCAGAUUCAUUCACCGUGCGUUUGACCCGCUGAAGAGUGCACUGUGCAACCACUGGAAUAAAUUACACUGGUGCUCAUGUUAAUCUGGAUUAGAUUGGGCGGACUAUACAAUUGUUAAUCUAGUUAAACUACUGUUAAUUUUAAUUGACACACCCAUUACAGAAUUCACAAUAGCACACUGUGAUUUGAUAAAACAUGUGAAGAACAUGUCUUGGUCUUAUUUUACUCCAAAAUCAAAAGAAACUAAAAAGGACUUAUAUUUUGAAAUACAGAAAAUGAAGCCUGUUUUUAGGAAUAAUAAGAGUUUUUACAUUCAUGACACUCACAUUUGAUCCCCCAAUUCUCAUUACAAUGUGAAAAAAAUUAUAUAUUAUUUAAAUUAAAUAUUUAUAGGUGGUUGUACAUCAUUUGUACUGCCUUUAAUUUUUGGCUGCUUUUAAUUAAAACAACUAAUAAAUGGACAGCAGCAUCUUUUUAUUGUAAUUCACUCAAAAAUGACUGUUACGGUAAGGCAAGGCUAGUUUCUUUAUAUAGCACAUUUAAUACACAACAGUAAUUCAAAGUGCUUUUCAUAGAAAUGAUACAGAGAAGGAAAAUAAAGAUCCUUAAAAGUCCGUUUUAAAAUCACCAUAGACAAAGAAUGAAAAGGAGUAAAUAUUUAAUAAUAAAAUGUAUUAAAAUGAGAAUCAUGAUUAAAUCAAUGGGAAGAGUGAAAUUAAAGACGUCAGGAUGUGUUAUGUAAUGAGAAUUGGGUUGUAAAUUGUGCCUGAGUGUCCUGAAAAUAAUGUCAAAAUGAAAAAUCAAAUCUCCUUUUAUUAUUAUUGUAUUUUUGUAAAUAAAAAUUAUUGGGGGGGGGAUGAAAUGUUUU